AUGGACCCUCAUCUCGAUCCCACGACCGCUCUGGUCAACCCAGACGCAGACAAAAAUGGAGGGCCCAUGGAGGUCGAGGAGCCCGUAUCAGUGCACGACAGCAAGGCGUUUGCAGAGAAGCAUCUCGCCGACCUCGGCCAGGAAGAACAGGAUUUCGCCGUGUGUACGUGGAAGAUCAAGGGAUGGCGAACACUAGACAAGAGACUCACAGGUCCAGAGUUUGAGUGCGGUGGUCAUCGAUGGCGCAUCCUCCUCUUUCCCUUUGGCAAUUCCAACGGCCAGCCAAAUGAUAUGGUCUCGGUCUAUCUGGAUUAUGCCGAUCCCAAGGGCAGCCCCGAGGGAUGGCACGUCUGCGCACAAUUUGCCCUCGUCAUCUCAAAUCCACAGGACCCCACCAUCUUCUCCACCAGCCAGGCGCAUCACCGCUUUACUGCCGAGGAGAUGGACUGGGGCUUCACCCGCUUCAACGAGCUUCGCAAGCUCGCUGUCCCCACCGAUGGGCGAAGCCGGCCCAUCAUCGAGAACGACUGCGCCGACGUCACCGCCUACGUCCGAGUGCUCAAGGAUCCGACCGGUGUGCUCUGGCACAACUUCAUCAACUACGAUUCCAAGAAGGAGACCGGCUACGUCGGUCUCAAGAACCAGGGCGCCACCUGCUACAUGAACUCGCUCCUCCAGUCCCUCUUCUGCACACACUACUUCCGCAAAGCCGUCUACCAAAUACCCACCGAGGGAGACAUUCCGUCCGAGAGCGUAGCGCUGGCGCUCCAGCGCGUCUUCUACCUGCUCCAGACAUCCGAUCAGCCCGUCGGCACCAACGAGCUCACAAAGUCCUUUGGCUGGAAGUCGCUCGACAGCUUUUUGCAACACGACGUCCAGGAGUUCAACCGCGUCCUCCAAGAGAAGCUCGAGACCAAGAUGAAGGGUACGGCCGCCGACGGCGCCAUCACCCGUCUGUUUGUCGGCAAGAUGAAGUCGUACCUCAAGUGUGUCAACGUCGACUACGAGUCCUCGCGUUCCGAGGACUUCUACGACAUCCAGCUCAACGUCAAAGGCAUGAACAACCUCGUCGACUCGUUCCGCGACUAUGUUCAGACCGAGAUGCUCGACGGCGACAACAAGUACCACGCAGAGGGCUACGGGCUGCAGGACGCCAAGAAGGGUGUCAUCUUCGAAAAGUUCCCACCGGUGCUCCAUCUGCAGCUCAAACGGUUCGAGUACGACAUCGAGAAGGACUCGAUGGUCAAGAUCAACGACCGCCACGAGUUCCCGCUCGAGAUCGAUCUCGCCGACUACAUCGACAAGGAGUCGCCGCUCAGCAAGGAAGACUGGAAGUACCGGCUGCACGGCGUCCUCGUCCACUCGGGCGACCUGCACGGCGGUCACUACUUUGCCCUGCUCAAGCCCGAGAGAGAUAGCAACUGGUUCAAGUUCGACGACGACCGCGUCACGCCCGUCACCGAGAAGGAGGUGCUCGAAGACAACUUCGGCGGCGAAAUCCCCAACGGCCAUCCCGCAGCACAGAUCGGCGCCCGUGCGCCCGUGCGCGCCAUGAAGCGCUUCACCAACGCCUACAUGCUCGUCUACGUUCGCGAACGCGACAUCGACGAGGUGCUCAAGCCGAUGGCGCCCGAGGAUACGCCCGUGCAUCUGCGCCAGCGCCUCGAGGACGAGCGGCUCCAGAUGGAGGCACGCAAGCGCGAGCGCGAGGAGCAGCACCUCUACCUCACCGUCAAGCUCAUCACCGAGGACACCUUCCGUGGCCACCAGGGUUUCGAUCUGGCCACCUUUGAGGAGCGCAACCUCCCUGCGACCGAUCUGCCAACGUUCCGCGUGCUCAAGAACGAGCUCUACCUCAACUUCAAGUCACGCAUCGCAGCGCAGUACAACCUGCCCGAGGACCUCAUCCGCAUGUGGGUGCUCGUCAACCGCCAGAACAAGACGGUGCGACCCGACACUGUAGUGCCGGAGAACGAUCCCAACCUCACGCUCGAGACGGUGCGCGACCGUAUGGCUUCGCGUCAGCACGACCUGCGCCUCUUCCUCGAGGUGGUCAACGGAGAGCUCCCCAACACCGAGGCCAAUCCGUCCAUGAUGAUCUUCCUCAAGUACUUCGACACCUCUAGGCAGACACUUCUCGGUGUCUCGCGCGUCUAUGUGCAGCGCCACAUGAAGGUGGGCGACCUGGUGCCGACGAUCAACGAGCUCAUGCGUUGGCCGCCAACGACCCAGGUCAAGCUGUUCGAAGAGAUCAAGCCAGGCAUGAUCGAGCAGAUGAAGCCCAAGGCGACGUUCUCGCAGAGCGAGAUCCAGGACGGCGAUGUCAUCUGCUUCCAGAUCGAGCUUUCCGAGAAGGAUGCGCACGACUAUGAAUCGCAGUCGCUCUACUCGAACCCGAUCCAAUUCUACGACUUUUUGCAGAACCAGAUCAAGGUGCUCUUCAAGCCACGCUUCGAGGACGUCGACUACAAGGCCGAGGUCGAGCUGACGCUGAGCAAAAAGAUGACAUACGACAUGAUGGCGGCCAAGGCGGGCGAGCGUCUCAAGCACGAUCCCUUCAAGCUGCGCUUCACCACUGGCAACGGACCCAACGGCACGCCUAAGACGGUGCUCAAGCGCACGGCCAACCAGACGGUCAACGAGAUUGUUUCGCCCAGCUAUAUCCAGGGCCAGGCGUCGCUGCUGUACUACGAGCUUCUCGAUGUCAGCAUCAUCGAGCUCGAGACCAAGCGCAACCUCAAGAUCUUCUGGACCGGACACAACAACAAGGAGGACUCGGUGCACCAGUUCCUGCUGCCAAAGACGGCGAGCAUCUCGGACGUGACGGAUCAGCUUGCAAAGCAGGUCAAGCUUACGCCGGACGGAAGCGGCAAGGUCCGUCUGUUCGAAGCCGUACUCAACGGACGACAGCAGCGCGAGUUUGUCGGCGUCGAGAUGAUCGGCAACAUUGGCGAGAGCGCCGAGCUGUUUGCCGAGGAGGUGCCGCUGGACGAGCUGCAACUCACGGAGGAUGACAAGAUCAUCAACGUCUUCCACUUUAGCAAGGAGCUUGUCCGAACACACGGCGUACCCUUCCGGUUCGUGGUGAAGCGCAACGAGCCGUUCCGCGAGACGCGCAAGAGGUUGCAGGAGAGACUCGAGGUGCCCGAAAAGGAGUUCGCCAAGUUCCGAUUCGCAUUGGUGCAGUCGUCGACGUACAAGCAACCAACGUACUUGGAAGACGACGACUUGCUGUACGAGCACAAGUUCCAACCCGACGACGCGUUGGGUCUGGACCACACCGAUCGUUCGGGUCGUGCUGGCAGGUUCGGCAACAACGUCGUCCAGGACAAGGGUAUUCGCAUUCGCAACUGA
This is a messenger RNA of Pseudozyma hubeiensis SY62, 3354 nucleotides long. RefSeq names its product ubiquitin carboxyl-terminal hydrolase. Gene Ontology annotation, biological process: protein deubiquitination; regulation of protein stability. Lineage: Eukaryota; Fungi; Basidiomycota; Ustilaginomycetes; Ustilaginales; Ustilaginaceae. Gene Ontology annotation, cellular component: cytosol; nucleus. Bases 1 to 3354 code for a protein of 1117 amino acids. The transcript has a single exon. The record is from RefSeq and is a predicted model, not a curated record. Gene Ontology annotation, molecular function: cysteine-type deubiquitinase activity; cysteine-type endopeptidase activity; protein binding.